This is a messenger RNA of Lachancea sp. 'fantastica', 2133 nucleotides long. The record is from the annotation of a GenBank genome assembly. NCBI's taxonomy places the organism in Eukaryota, Fungi, Ascomycota, Saccharomycetes, Saccharomycetales, Saccharomycetaceae.
AUGAGUGAUUCGGGACAUGAAGGUAUCUUGAACAAGAAAAGAAGAAGAAGUAAAGUGCCUGAAAAUGAACGUCUUAGGAAAGCAGUGGCUUGCACGGAGUGCCAGAGGCAAAAAUCGAAAUGUUUAGGUGGAUUUCCUUGUGAUCGGUGCACUUCCAAAAAUGUUACUUGCAAAAGUGUUACUUACGUACGGAUAAGCGAAGACGAGCUGCUUGAAAAAGAGCAACGUUUAUCUUAUCUGGAGGCCAUCGUCAAAGCUACGUUUCCCGAAAUCGGGACUGAUUUUGAGAAAUUGAAGUCUAAAGUUGCCGAGCUGAAUGGAGAUAUCAAGGCCCGGGAGAUGAUCAAGCAUAUCAAUUUACACACCGUCCAGCAAACGGAAAAUAGUGAGAGUCACACUUUUUACGAGGACGCAGGCUCAACAUCGAGUUUUGUGGUGCGAGCACGCGAGAUCUUUUCGCAUGGAGCACUUCCUCCGGGUUCUUCCAAAAACAAAGACUCCAGUCUACCCUUUCGACACAAAUUGGGCAACAUUCCACGCAAAGCUCUUACUGUCCAUUCGGAUUCGCUCCAUACGGCUCUUUCGUCACUUCCGUCCCUAACAGACGCCACGCGGCUCAUUGACACCUUCAUUUCUGUUGCUGGCGGCAACAGUUUUUUCUACUUUGACUUUCUCUGGUAUCGAGGCAUCUUUCAAAGACUUUACCAGAAAAGGUCAAAAGCUGGCCUGGCCGAUGUCAACCAUUUAUGUCUCGUGUAUAUGGGGUUCUGCAUGGGUUCUAUCUUCGCGCAUGUCUGGAAAAGAAGCGACUUGCUAACGAAAAAUGGAUCUGGUGCGUUUCCGGGCUCUAACUAUUUUGAGCACGCUCAAAUGCUUUUCCCUGCUCUCAUUAACGACAGUUCCAUUGAUACCGUCCAAAUCUUUUUUAUGGCUUCAAUGUACGUUAUGGCGGGGCAGGAGCUCGAAAUGGCUUACACAUAUUCAGGAAUGGCAAUGAGAGCUGCUGUAGCCAACGGGAUACAUAAAAGGUUCCGAACCGGGUCUGACGGCGACGAAAAGAAAGCCGAGUCCCGAAAGAGAUUGUUUUGGAGCGUCUAUACAAUUGAGCGACGUUCUGCAAUUGCCUUAGGACGUCCAGAAACUUUGCCCGUCUCUGAAAUUGAUCUAGACCUUCCGACCUACUGUGAGCCCUUGGACAAAAAUUCCGAGAAUGCAGACGUCACUUGCAUGACACUGAUUUUCACAGUGUCUCUUCUAACCAUCAAGAUUCAUGACAUGUGGUUUAGAAGAGGUAAACAUGGAUUCAAGUUUGCCACAAUUAUGGACAUGCACCACAGUAUAGGACGAUGGCGUGGUCAAAUUCCACCUCAUCUCGAAAUCAAAUCAAUGUCUAUCGGGGAAAGGUGCUAUAGAGGAGCGGCACACGUACACUUCGCUUAUAACAUAGCCAGAAUAACACUUGGGCGGCCCUUUCUUUUGCUUAAGUUGAGAGAUACAAAUGUUUCCGCAGAUCUUGAGCCGGACCUGGAUCACUUCGCCUCCCAAAUGGUGUCAUACUCAUACGAUGCGGCCAGUCAAAUUGUUGAGACACUUUCAACAUUGAAAGCCCAUAAUCUUCUUUCUUGUUACUCGUUCAACGACUACAACGCGUGCCAUGUUGCUUCUUUUGUUUUAUUCGUGUACCUAGCUCUUCGUCCCUCCACAGAGGCACUUCGAAGGCUCAAUGAAAGCGUAAGCAUAUUACAACAGCUUUCGCAGAAUAGCAAGUACACUCAAAAGAGUACUAGCGUCAUUUUGAAUUUGAAAGACGCCGUUGAACAACGGCAGAAGCAUCAGCGCUGGAUUGACGGGGAAGUUCAGGGAAUUGGAGAUAAAACGGCAUAUGGAGAUUUUCGGGAACUCAGUCUCCCGGCAACGGAUCCGAACCUCGGCACGAUACUUGGGGCAACAUUGAUGCCUCUUUGGACGCACUCACGGAUGAACAUUGGUUUCUCUCGGUUCUUUGCGAAGGUAUGCCGUCGAAUCGAGAUUACUCUCUUUCUUAUUUGUUUCAAGAUGACCGAGAGUGUGAUCCAAGGUUCGACGCGCUAUCCUAGUGUGAUUUUGGGCUUGAUGCUCUCUGUAUCUACUUAA